This is a messenger RNA of Psammomys obesus (fat sand rat), 3439 nucleotides long. It is a transcript of the gene Ccny, whose product is annotated as cyclin Y. The coding region runs from base 231 to 1256 and encodes 341 amino acids. The record is from RefSeq and is a predicted model, not a curated record. Lineage: Eukaryota; Metazoa; Chordata; Mammalia; Rodentia; Muridae. Gene Ontology annotation, molecular function: protein kinase binding; cyclin-dependent protein serine/threonine kinase activator activity. Gene Ontology annotation, cellular component: plasma membrane; cytoplasmic cyclin-dependent protein kinase holoenzyme complex. The transcript is spliced from 10 exons. Gene Ontology annotation, biological process: regulation of canonical Wnt signaling pathway; regulation of cyclin-dependent protein serine/threonine kinase activity.
GAGCUCUGCGUGGGGCUGCAGUCGCGGACUCGGGCUCCUGCGCCGCGAACCGGGGGCCGCUGGCCGCCGUAGCCGCUCGCUCGUCGCCGCCGUCCAUGGCGAGGCCCCGCCGCCGCCGCCGCUGCUGACCCGGGGCCGGCGCGCCUUCCGCCCUCCACGGGGCGCGGGCGGCCUGCCUUUGCGCCCGAGCCUGCGCCCGCGCCCCGGGGCGAGCAGCCCGGCGCUCGACGAUGGGGAACACGACCUCGUGCUGCGUGUCGUCUAGCCCCAAGCUCCGCAGGAAUGCGCACUCGCGGCUGGAGUCCUACCGGCCCGACACGGACCUCAGCCGCGAGGACACGGGCUGCAAUCUGCAGCACAUCAGCGACCGGGAAAACAUCGAUGAUUUGAACAUGGAAUUCAAUCCUUCAGACCAUCCUCGGGCCAGCACAAUAUUCCUCAGCAAAUCUCAGACAGACGUGAGAGAAAAACGCAAGAGUCUCUUCAUUAACCAUCAUCACCCAGGCCAGACCUCAAGGAAGUACAGCUCCUGCUCCACCAUCUUCUUAGACGACAGCACAGUCAGUCAGCCAAACCUCAAGUACACCAUCAAAUGUGUAGCUCUUGCGAUAUAUUACCACAUCAAAAACAGGGACCCAGAUGGAAGGAUGCUCUUAGAUAUUUUUGAUGAAAACCUCCACCCUCUUUCGAAAUCCGAAGUGCCACCAGAUUAUGACAGACACAACCCAGAGCAGAAGCAGAUUUACCGGUUUGUUCGGACACUGUUCAGUGCUGCUCAGCUGACAGCUGAAUGUGCCAUUGUCACCCUGGUAUAUCUUGAAAGGCUCUUGACAUACGCAGAGAUUGACAUCUGUCCAGCCAACUGGAAGCGCAUCGUUCUUGGGGCGAUCCUGCUGGCCUCUAAGGUGUGGGAUGAUCAGGCUGUGUGGAACGUGGACUACUGCCAGAUCCUGAAAGACAUCACAGUGGAAGACAUGAAUGAGCUGGAGCGACAGUUCCUUGAAUUGCUACAGUUCAACAUCAACGUUCCUUCCAGUGUGUAUGCCAAGUAUUAUUUUGAUCUUCGUUCUCUGGCAGAAGCAAACAACCUGAGCUUUCCCUUGGAGCCCCUCAGCAGGGAGCGUGCCCACAGGCUUGAGGCCAUUUCUCGUCUCUGUGAAGACAAGUACAAGGACCUGAGAAAACCCACGAGGAAGCGUUCAGCAAGUGCUGACAACCUGAUUCUGCCACGGUGGUCCCCAGCCAUUAUCUCCUAACUGGGGUACCCUCCUGAGGCCAUCCCACAGUGUCUCCUCUUGUUUGAGAAGAGAUGAAUUUGGGUGGGGUUUUGUUUGUUUUUCUCCUUUCCUUCUGUUUUUAACGCAUAGCCCCAUCAAGGCUGCCUUCACGCCCACCUCUGCACCAUGUGGGUGUACACAGAGGCUUUAAGGGACGUGAGAUCAGUGUUCUGGAAAUCCGGUGUCAAGCCUUCCCGGCCGUCAUGAACAGCAUUUCUUUCAUGGAGGAAACAGACUCUAAUCCUGGAGGAGGAGAUGAAGGAAAGGGAGUUGUGUUGAGGCAGAGAGUACUUGGUAGUGUGGCUGUUCCUGGGUCUUUGGCUGGCUGUCGGGACCAGGCAGAGCCACACGUCGGUAGCAGAGCUGAACGCACAUCCACAUCAGGAGCGCCACGUGUGCCCUUGGGUCAUGCUCUGUAAGGUUCCUGCAUUCCUUCUUGCUGCUCUCUUGGGAUUGGGGAGGGAGUGUUGCUCCUUUUUAUUGUGGUUCGGUUUUGAUCCCACAGAGCAGAGAACAUAGUUUGUACCCACCAUGGCACAGACAUCCAAAUAAAUAGUACUGAUUGUUUAUCUCUGCACCAUUUUCUCUAGCUGUCUUCUGAGCUUUCUUCCUCACAAGUUAGAUGUGCUGGUUGUGCUUCUACACACCUGUUUUAUAGGAUUCUCUUCCAACAGCAGCAGGAUUAACGUGACUGCAGUGCUGAACCGAAAGCAUCCCUCUCCGCCCCCCAAGAACACUGUCUAGACUACACAGGUGCUUGUGCCUUCCAGUGUUCUUGCAAUUGCUUGUUCUUGGUUUCUGCUUUUGUCACCUCCUCUCCUUCCCAGGUUCUCUUUUUCUGCUAAUGUGAAAGUAUAAUUACAAAACUCAGACUUUGUGGCUGAAGGCGAAGGUCCUCAGCACAGGCAUCUUGGAUAGAGAAGCAUCUGGGAAGCCAGGUUUUUCUGACCUCAUUGUGAGGAGCCGUGUCUAUGUGCUCCCUGCCUGGUCAUUCUUCUACUUCCAUGUCCAUUGUUGCAAGCAAUAUUCUUCUCGACUUUUGUAUGUUUACUUUAAAUCAAAUUUAGUCUAUUUGUAUACAAUUUUUUUAAAAAUCUAAAAUUUAGAAAACGGGGAGUGGGUGGGUGGGUGUUCCAGUGGGGAGAUCACUAAAGGGGAAAAAUAUUACUAUUUCCUGAGGUAUUUUUCACAGAGUGAUUAAAUAAAUAAAAAAAGCUCAACUUGCAUUUUCAUUGUGGGUGCUCGGAGAAGCUAUACAAACUGUGAAGGUUCAUGCUUCCUUGAUUAUAACCAACAUUUGUGUUUUCUGACUGUUUCUGAUUUGCCUUGGGGCUAGAUUAGAAUCUUGUAUUGAGAUUGAGAAAUAAAUGGGUUAACGGUGUCCUAUCAAAGAGAAAAUCUGACGUGGAGUCUAAGAACUGGACACUCAGUCACAGUGCAUCUCUUCUGCCCGUCUUCUUAGGUUGCAGUGACCAAGGUUUGUGAGUUUUUCACUGUUUGCAACACUUGAGAUAAACGCUAGCAUUCGGUUUGUUACACGAAAUGGUGAGCUUGAAAAAGUUUAGAAUUGUAUGUUAGUUUUGAAUACCCUAAAAUCAUAUGCCUGACCCCAACAGACCCCUCACCUUGGAGCACACUUUGGAAAUAGAAGGAACGAAAUGUCAAAAUCCCAAGAGCAUGGAACCAGAAGUGUUAGUCAAGGUUCAGUGACGUCUGUCUUGUGCAGUCAUGUUUUCAGUCAAAAGUAUGAGCAAGUUUUGGUCUAAUCUUCCAAAUGCAGGAAGUGAAAAGUUAACUCCCCUCCCACUGCACCUUUGAUGAUUUUCUCUGAGUGGGAACCAGGAUCAGCUUCGCUCUUCAAGAACUGUAAAAAGAGGUCUAAAAUGUAGAAAGUAUCAUUUUGUAUUCUCUCAUCUCUAUAACUCUAAAAGGGACCUAUUUUCUUAGCCAAAUAUGAAUACCUCUUAGAUGAAUUCCUUCCUCUCCUGUAAAAUACCUUAUUUUGCCAGCCCAUUUCAGGAAAGAACUGCUGACUUAAUAGCAGAAAUCUUAUUUUUAUUCCUUUUAUUUGAACGGGAGAUUUGGAAAUUGACUUAAUGUAAAUAUUUCAAUGCACCUGAUACUAUUUUGUGGAGUUUAUUAAACUACUUUGAAAGAUUGUA